ACAACACACACAAAUAAUGACAAAAUUUUUUUAUUUAAUUUUAUUUUCAUUUAUAUAUUACAAAUUUUUGUUUUAAUAAAAAUGAAAUUAAAUUAAAAAAAAAACAAUAGACAAAAAAUGCUUUCUUAUUUCUCAUCGAAAGCUUCUUCUUCUUCUCUCUCACUCCCUCUCCUCCUUCCCUUCUCUCACCACCGUCCUCCCAAAUUACCAUUUUGCCCUUCCUUCCCCUUCAAAUUUCCCCGGUUACCCUUCGCAUGCUACGCUAGCUCCGGCAACGGCAGCGGUGGACUUUCAAUGGACUCGCCGCCUUCUACAGACGUUGCUUCCUUAUCCCUCGAUUCCGUAGCUCGGGAUUUGCAGAAUCAGACCUUACGAGCUUCUGGUGAUGUUAGUAAUGGAAUUAAGAAGGUUAGGUUGAAUCUAGAGGAUCUGAAUUGGGACCAAUCGUUUGUUAGAGAACUUCCUGGUGAUCCCAGGACCGAUAGCUUUCCACGAGAGGUUUUGCAUGCUUGUUAUACAAAAGUUUCUCCAUCAGUUCAAGUGGAUAAGCCUCAGCUUGUGGCUUGGUCAGAAUCAGUAGCUGAGUUGCUUGAUUUGGAUUCCAAAGAAUUUGAAAGGCCAGAUUUUCCUCUCUUGUUUUCUGGAGCUUCUCCUUUGGUGGGAUCUGUGCCUUAUGCUCAAUGCUAUGGAGGACAUCAAUUUGGCAUGUGGGCUGGACAGUUGGGAGAUGGUCGGGCGAUAACACUCGGUGAGGUAAUUAAUUCUAAGUCUCAAAGAUGGGAACUGCAGCUUAAAGGUGCUGGGAAGACACCGUACAGUCGAUUUGCAGAUGGCUUUGCAGUGCUGCGCAGUAGCAUUAGGGAGUUUCUUUGCAGUGAGGCAAUGCAUAGUCUUGGAAUUCCAACAACUCGAGCUCUUUGUCUAGUCACAACUGGAAAAUUUGUUGUUCGAGACAUGUUCUAUGAUGGAAACCCGAAGGAGGAGCCAGGUGCAAUUGUUUGCAGAGUUGCUCCAUCAUUUCUGCGGUUUGGUUCAUACCAAAUUCAUGCAUCUAGAGAAAAAGAGGAUCUUGAGAUUGUUCGUAUUCUGGCGGACUAUGCUAUCAAGCAUCACUUUCCUCAUAUAGAGAAUAUGGACACAAGUGAGAGCUUAUCCUUUAGCACAGGCGAUGAAGAUCAUUCAGUCGUGGAUCUGACUUCUAAUAAGUACGCAGCUUGGGCUGUGGAGGUUGCUGAGCGUACCGCAUCCUUGGUUGCCAAAUGGCAAGGAGUUGGUUUUACUCAUGGUGUUUUGAACACCGAUAACAUGAGCAUUUUGGGACUCACCAUUGAUUAUGGUCCAUUUGGAUUUUUGGAUGCAUUCGAUCCAAGUUACACUCCAAAUACUACCGAUCUUCCAGGCAGAAGAUACUGUUUCGCCAAUCAGCCUGAUAUAGGCUUAUGGAAUGUUGCACAGUUUGCCACAACUUUAUCUUCUGCUGAAUUGAUAAAUGAUACAGAGGCAAAUUAUGCCAUGGAAAGAUAUGGGACCAAAUUUAUGGAUGAGUAUCAAGCUAUAAUGACUAGAAAACUCGGUCUUCCCAAAUACAACAAACAGUUGAUCAGUAAACUUCUUAACAAUAUGGCUGUUGACAAAGUCGAUUACACAAAUUUCUUUCGGUUACUAUCAAACAUCAAAGCUGAUGUUAACAUCCCAGAAGAGGAGUUGUUGGUUCCACUGAAGGCUGUUCUGUUAGAUAUCGGGAAGGAGCGCAAAGAAGCAUGGACUGCUUGGGUAAAAACCUACAUAGAGGAGCUAGCGUCUAGUGGCAUCUCAGACGAAGAGAGGAAGGCCUCAAUGAAUGCAGUGAACCCGAAAUACGUUCUCAGGAAUUACCUCUGCCAGAGCGCCAUUGACGCUGCUGAACAAGGCGAUUUUGAGGAGGUUCGAAGGCUGCUGAAAGUAAUGGAACGGCCAUACGACGACCAGCCAGGAAUGGAAAAAUACGCUCGAUUGCCUCCCGCCUGGGCAUAUAGGCCUGGCGUCUGUAUGCUUUCUUGUUCUUCUUGACUUGUUUGUGUUUCUCCCCACGAUAUUAUAAGAAAAUUCUUGGCCUUUUUUCCCAGUUUCUUUUCCUGGGUUUGAAAAGAAGUUGCUUUUACAAUAGAUUGAUUAUUUAAAAGAGCAAUUUCUUGUAUAUAUAUAAUAGUGAAAUUCAGUUUUUGUUUUUUUGGCCUCUUAUAACAAAGAGCAGGUGUAUAUGUUCCUUGGCUUGAUGUAGUAUAGCCAAGAGGCAUUAUUCAUUGAUUAUUAUGUGAUUUACACUAUAUGGAGUUUAUGUAGCUAAGUAAAGGUGGACCUUUUCUUUUAUCUUUCCAAA
Molecule: messenger RNA, 2359 nt
Organism: Cannabis sativa
Lineage: Eukaryota; Viridiplantae; Streptophyta; Magnoliopsida; Rosales; Cannabaceae
Exons: 8
Coding region: 118-2049 (643 amino acids)
Source: RefSeq, a predicted model, not a curated record